Messenger RNA from Carassius gibelio (silver crucian carp), 1322 nucleotides. Its product is annotated as protein RER1. Gene Ontology annotation, cellular component: Golgi membrane. Gene Ontology annotation, biological process: protein retention in ER lumen; retrograde vesicle-mediated transport, Golgi to endoplasmic reticulum. The coding region runs from base 169 to 759 and encodes 196 amino acids. The record is from RefSeq and is a predicted model, not a curated record. The transcript is spliced from 8 exons. NCBI's taxonomy places the organism in Eukaryota, Metazoa, Chordata, Actinopteri, Cypriniformes, Cyprinidae.
CUGGUCUAAAAACCACACUAACCAACAUGCUUUGCGCCUUAAAGGAAUCACUCAGCUCAGGCUAACCACCGAUGCUAAAAAGCAAAUUAGCUUACGAGGUCUGACUAUUAGCCUUCAAGUAAUUUGGUUAUAUUAAUAGGGAGUUUAUGUAAUACAUUUUGAGACAGAAUGCCAGAAGGAGACAGUGCCGGUGAAUCCAUCCAUGGGAAACCAUCAGCGAUAGGAAACUUCUUUAAACGGCUCGGCCAGAUUUAUCAGUCAUGGUUGGACAAGUCAACGCCGUUCUCAGCAGUGCGAUGGACGGUCACCGUUAUCCUAACGGCCUUAUAUAUGAUCCGAGUUUAUAUACUACAGGGGUGGUACAUCGUCACAUAUGCUCUUGGAAUCUACCACCUAAACCUCUUCAUUGCUUUCCUCUCACCUAAAGUGGAUCCCUCCUUGCUGGAUGAUCCAGACGAGGGUCCAGAACUACCCACGAACCAGAAUGAAGAGUUCCGGCCGUUCAUCAGGAGGCUGCCAGAGUUCAAAUUCUGGCACUCAGCGACGAAAGGCAUCAUCAUCGCUAUGAUUUGCACAUUCUUUGAAGCCUUUAACGUGCCAGUGUUCUGGCCCAUCCUCGUAAUGUAUUUCAUCAUGCUGUUCUGUAUCACCAUGAAACGGCAGAUCAAGCACAUGAUCAAGUAUAGAUACCUGCCCUUCACACAUGGGAAGAGAACUUACAGAGGCAAGGAAGACACAGGGAAAACCUUUGCUAGUUAAAAUUCCCCUUCCCGAAAUUAAAGUUAUUGAUGAAGAAUGAGGAAACAUAAAGUUGAGUGCUUUAACUAUAACAAAUGGAUGGAGAGGGUUGAAGGUCGUUGUUCUUUUGGGGUCCCCCCCCCCCCCCCCCUUUUUUUUUCUGCUGGGCCAUAACUAGUAUAGAUUUGUUUUUUUGUUUUUAAAGGCAAAUGGAAAGAACUUCAAUAAGCACUGGACAUGAGAUACAUUUUCCUAAUAAUUUUUUUUUUUUUUUUUUUUUUGGAAGGAUAUAUAUAUAUAUAUAUAUAUAUAUAUAUAUAUAUAUAUAUAUAUAUAUAUAUAUAAAACUUAUGGUUAUUGCAAGCUUUUUUUUAUUAUUAUUUAUUUUUUUGGACAACAGCAUUUUUACUGUAUUAAAUGAAUCUUCAUCAAAACACAAAUGUAGGUUUGUUAAUUCCUGAUUAAAGACAUUGCAUGUUUUAGGUUUUCUUGUGCUGCUGGUUAAGAGAAAAUAAGAUGAUUUUAAUAACCAAGCGUCAUUUUUGUUUCCUCUUCAAAUGCUAUUAAAAGGCUGUGUCCCUUCA